Parasteatoda tepidariorum (common house spider) is the source of this 4088-nucleotide messenger RNA. Its product is annotated as zinc finger protein 3. The record is from RefSeq and is a predicted model, not a curated record. NCBI's taxonomy places the organism in Eukaryota, Metazoa, Arthropoda, Arachnida, Araneae, Theridiidae.
AAAUUACAUUUGGUGCUUAUAGGUUGGGAGUGGGGUUAAGAAGACCUCAACUUUUCUAACUUUUUCCCCAACUUUUUGCAGUUUGAUGCGUUUUCUUAAAUCUGCUUUGAUACUUUUUCGAUUUUUUACGAACUGAAGAGUGUUUAAACUUUUUUUAACAAUAUUUUAAAACAUGCUCAUUUCGAUGAAUGUAAACAUAAGUUAGUUUUGCUUACAGACGAAAAACUCUUCCGCGAAUUCAAUUGUAAUUUAUUUUUACAGGCGAUGUAACUUUCUUGAAUGAAACAUUAUCUUCCUUUUUCAAAUGGGCUUAUGCUGUGUUUGAGAUUGACAAUUUGAAAAAUUACAGAAGUAUUUGUAUAGAUAGAAAAUUGUUCAUCCAGUUUGUAUUUCAGUGCUAUGCAUUUUAGCAGGUUAAAGAAAUCUUUUUAUAUUGCAAGUUUAUUAAACAUAAAUUUUACCUGGUAACAUAUGUUUGGGGAUUUUACAUGUAUUUCUAACGUAAAAUCUCAGGUGUACAAUGUGUGUCAUAAUGAAAAAAUGGUCUAGCUAACAUUAAUAAAUAACAUGUUGCAUAAAAAUUUUAUGUAUCUGUGGUUUGUGUUGCUAAAAACUUUACAGAUAUAGUUAAAGUGAUUAAUAUGUUUAUGAGAAAAAAGAAUAGUCAAAUAUGUAAACUCGAAAAUUUUAUUAAAGUAAUGUAUGUGGUAGAAUGUUUGCACAGGAAGCAUUUUUGACCCGUAUUGAUAAGUAACCUGUUCUGUGCGUAAUUAAACAUUUACACAUAAUUAACUUUUUUGUUUGUUUUUACGAAAAGGAUUCCUUAUUUUUCCAGUGCGUCCAUGUGAUGUAUAAUUUAUAAAAAUUAAACUUGCUGUGAUAAACUUAACUUUUGUAGCAUGAGGUUAUUAUCAUGCUUAAAUGAUAUUAUUUUUAACUUUAUUUAUUUGGAAAAUUCAUGUUUUGCAAGUUUACUCAACUGUGUAUAAUUAAUUCAAAGUGAUAUUGUAUGCACUAUGAGUCUUGCGACAAAAACUGAUUCUAUGAAAUUUAAUACCGUCGAAGUUAGUGAGAAACCUUAUUCUUGUAAUGUAUGCAAUCAGAGUUUUUCAUUAAAUUAUCAACUAGUUGCCCACAGUCGCAUACAUACUGGUGAGAAACUUUAUUCUUGUGAUGUAUGUCAAAAAAGUUUUUCAGUUAAGGGUUGUCUAAAAAGACAUGUCCAAGUUCAUAUUGGUGCGAAGCCUUACUCUUGUAAUAUAUGCAAUAAGACUUUUUCUCAAAAAAAAUCGUUAGUCCAUCACCAUCGUAUUCAUACGGGUGAGAGACCUUAUUCUUGUAAUGUAUGUAAUAAGAGUUUUGCACAAAAGAGUAAUCUAACUGUCCAUAAACGUGUUCAUACUAAUCAGAAGAUUUUUGAAUGUAGUAUAUGUAAUAAGAGUUUUACUCAAAAGACUCACCUAACUACUCACAGUCGGAUUCAUACUGGUGAAAAACCAUAUUCUUGUAGCAUAUGCAAUAAGAGUUUUUCACAUAAAGGUAAUGUAAUCGUCCACAGUCGUAUUCAUACUGGUGACAAACCUUUUUCUUGUGGUGUUUGUGAUGAGAGUUUUUCAUUUAAAAGAUCAUUAAUUGCCCACAGUCAUGUUCAUGCUAAUGAGAAAUCUUAAGAGGGUGGCCACACAAAUCUGGAGGAGGGAAAAAUUCCUUGUACAUAUUACACACAAUAUAUUAAGAGGAAACAACAAUUACUUUGCUCUUGUGUGAGCUAUAUUAGGCUAACUAUAUUUAAUAGUUUUAAUUGCUAGAAAACCACCUGAACAUAUUUAAAUAAUGCUAUAGUAAAUGAAAUAGUUUAGUAUAGCUGAAAUAUCAUGGUUAAAUAUCCCAUAGAUUACGCUUUGAGUGGUCACCAUUUUUUAAAAGACAAAAAUAAGAAACAAAAUUCCCUGCAUUUUCUCAGUUUGUAAAGAAAAAAUAAAAUUCCCUGUGGAGUGGCAACCCUGCUUAGUCUACAAAUAAAUGUAAUAAGAGUUUUUAACUCAAACGUUGAGGAUAUUUUCAUAGCGUGAUCUGUUGUUCGAACUAUAACUUCAAAGGCACCAAAUGGAUUUUGAACUCGCAAAUUUUUUUUGAAAAUAAUAUUCAGAGGUGGCUACGGAUUGGUCCCUUUCUGUAGAGUAUUUUUUACUUUUCCGUGAGCCGUUACCAAGACAUGGCGAUUAUUCUGCCACAGAUCACAAUAUGGAAAUCCUUCCCCAAAGGUAAACUUAUUCUAUAAGUAAAUAUAACUGCUUAUAGACAUUUGACUUAUUUUUGUAAUUGUAAAGUGAUAUUACUUAGGGACACUUUUUCAGGUUUAUUCAGAUAACUUACUUAAAUUGCUAUGUAAGGCUCUGAAUAUUUUACUAAAUAUUUCUGCACAACUUUCCUCCAAUGUAGAAAGAAAUCUUUGUUCUUAAUGAUUUGGAAAAAUUUAAAGAAAAAAAAAUCUUUGUGUCACAAACUUGCCACAUUGGGUGAGGUUACCUAAUAUAUUAUCUUAAAAUCGAUUAAGACAUUAUUCUAGCCAGGGAUGUAGAACCAGAAGGCACUCAUAUGUGACGUUCUAGAACUUUGAUAAAUAUAUUAUUAAUUUUCACUAAUAUAUUAUUUAUAAAGUUUACUAAUCUUAACAUUAGUCUCUUAAAGUAACCCCCCAUUUAACAAUAUAACUUAUAACAAUGUGUUAUAAAAAUUAUUUAAUGAAGUGUCAUCUGUCCUGUUUAUACCAAUCACAAGAUUUUACUUUGUGGUACAUAAAUUAAAAGUUUUUCAUAGUAAGAUAAUAUAAUUUCUCAUUGUUGGACUCCUACGAGCAAAAACAUAUUUGUACUCUUGUAUUUAUGUUACGCCUGUUAAAUAUGUUACGAGUAUUUUUCCUCAAGAAAAUAUUAACUGAUUAUGUUUUCAUACUGAUAAGUAUAGAGGGUGUCCUGAAAUGACUAGCUUUUGUGGAUGUUUUAUAAAAUUCUUGUAUUAAAUGUUUAAAACUAUGUAUAUUAGGCAAAAUUAUAUUAUCAUUGUCGAGGUCAAAAAGAGAAAUGCAGUGAUAAAAAUGAUUUAAAACCAAUUUAUUUAAAGAAAUUAAAGGCAGCUCCUAUCAAAAGACAAACGCAUACUAGUCCCAGUUGACAAAAUGUGAUAUAAUGAUUUAUAUCUCGCUUAGUUUUUCUUGGCACUAGUAUUAAUUAAAGAAGUUAGAAGUACUUUAAUUUUUUCUUUUACUUAAAUUUUUGUUUAUAUAUAUGUAUAUGAGAACUCUUAAAAUUUAUAUUAAGGAUGGUUAUUAUAGAACAUCCUAAUGGGAAUUUUCCAUUUAGAAAACUCAAUAAAUUUUAAAACUUUUUUUGUAUGACUGUCCACUUAAAAAAAAAAAAAAAUUGUUCUCUGCCCACUUUCAAGUCGUUAAAUUUGUUCUGUUACUCCAGCUGAUUUGUUUGAAUUCAAUAAAAGUUGAAGACGAGUCUUAAAUGUUUAUGCUGUGCAUUAUACUACUUUCAUGUGCUACUUAACCAUUAUUUAAUUAAUUUAAUCUAACUUCAGAAAAAAAAUAUCAAUGUGAUAGAUAAGUGUGGUGCAUUUUAGAAGUUUCUGGACAUUAAAUUCAAAUCGUGUCAACAUCAGAUGUAUGUUGUGCUCAGUGCAUUCUGCUCAUUUAAAUGAAAUGGAAUUCUUUUUCUGCUGUGUAAUAUUGUAGGAGCUCUGAUUCCCGACCUCAUAAUGAAAAGUGUAAUAUUUUAUGCAGAUUUACUGGAACUUUUAUUUUCCAUACUUUUGUAGAAAUGCCAAAUGAAUAUAAAUUUUUUGGACUGUUAUGAGAUGAUGAUUGCACAUAGUGUUUUAUAUUAAGCUUAAACUUAACUGUUUAAGAAGUUCGUGAUAUGUCGUUAAAUUUUAUAAUAUACACUGUGAGAGUGUCUAUAAGAACUGGUUUUUAUGAAAUAGAUUUAUUAAUCUUGUUAUAUUUAGAAUCAUACAUGUAUAUUUACUUUUUCAUUUUGUACAUAACUGCAUUUAAAAAAAGAAAUUAUAAAAUUUUAAAUAUG